AUGCUUCUUAUACCUCAAGGAAGAAGCGGUGGACAUUCUGAAGCUGAAUCAGAUAUUGCUCGCUUGAGUGAGGCGAGUGAAGAUAAAGAUGUACUUGAUAAUGAACCCAUCGAAGAAGAUAAAGAAGAGGAAAGUUCUGAUCUAGAUAUCAAAAGGAAAUCGGUUUCAUUUCAAAAAAACCGGUUGAAUUUAUCGCUCCAGAUAAAUAUUUGGAAGAUGAAUAAGGAAGAUUACAUUACUCGAGAAGAAUAUACUAGUCGUGAAUGGAUGGGUAAACCAGUAUCUGACUGGAUUGACUACGCCUACGUUAACAUUCCCAACAUCCCGGAGAAAUAUGACAAUUUAGCAAAGCUGAAAUGUGAACAAGAUUCAUUGAAUCAAAAAUCAUGCAAUAAAUUUGAUUUUCCCUACAUGCUACAAGUUGUAAAAGAUGUAUACUGUAGAAAUAAUCUGGAAAAACUGAAAUUUUCCUCAUUGGCUAAGACCUAUGCAAAAAGGAUCGCAGUUGCAGAUGGAAGUAAAAAUUGUAAGUUCUGUGGUGGAGUCUUAUCGUCGUCAUCCGUGGACUCAUCAUACUUAUCUGGAAAACACUGUUGUGAUAAGUACCAUCGGCUGUUUCGUCUUGCUGUCAGUUAUGCCGAAAUGUUAUACAAACAUUAUCAUCAACAACGACGUAAAUAUUAUGAUAAACAGAAAUCGAGUAAUUUGAAAGAAAACCUAUUUAAGGAUCAGUUAAUGCAAUCUGAAUUGAGUGCUGCUUUAUCUACUACAGAGUCUUUAGACAAAACUGUUUCCAGACUGAGUUUAUCAACAAAAGGAUUGGAUGAAACUGUGAGCUCAGUAGAUCAAAUUAAGGAUGAAAUGACUGGGCAGCAAAAAGAUUCCAACCUGCAAGGUGAAACAAUUGAAAAUAGCACUAAAGUUGAUGCGGAGGUCGAAAGUGCAAGCGAUACAAUUAUUUAUCAGUUGUCAAAUUGUAAGUACAUUGAAGAGGGAUGGACUAUCAGUCAUGCAGAUGACUUUAAUAAUGAUGUAAACUUGGUCACAAUAGAUCAAGCUAGAAAAUCUCUACAGUUGGACUAUGAUGCACUAAUAGUUAAAAGGCACUUACCAACAGAUCUGAGUGCUUUCCAACUUGAUUUUAUACAACAAGAAUAUUCUAAUGGAGAGGUAUUCCUACGAAAGUAUAACGAUGAUACUGGAGUUAUAUUUUAUUCAACUGGUAAUCCAGCAAUACUAUUCCUACCACAAACAGUAAAUACCAACAGUAGUAAUGAUAAUGACAGUAGAUCACUUGGCUUAUUAUUCAUUGUUCACGACCAGUUAGACGUGGAUAUGACAAGAUUCACUGAGAAAGAAAGAAAUGAUAAACAUAAAAGAGAUACUUCACGGGUUGUACUGAAAAUUAAUAAUAAUAAAAAUAAGAAGAAGAAUAGUAGCGGCAAAACUAAGAAGUCAGGUACUCUGGAUGUACAAUCAACUGUUGGAAAGUUGAUUGGUGUAUUUGAUACAAAUAUUCACGGAGUUGUUUAUGACCGAAACAACAACAUACGACUGGAAUAUAAUCCAGAUGGAGGUACAUACUUUGGUGAAACAUUGACGUCGGAUAAGUAUGCAAAAAUACGUAAAUGGAGAUGGUCUGGAGAAACUCAUGUUCAUGCACCACCUUUCCAACCAUUGAUAAUGAAGCUAAACAAUUUUAUAACACUCAAAGUCCAUCAAUUAAAUAAAAUUUACCUUCACUUUCAUUCAAUGAAAUCAGUCUGCAAGGUGGACCUUUCAUGUAAACAAUUAAAAAUACGAUGUAUAAAUAUAGAACAGCAUAAACACUGAUAAGAAGUGAACAAUCUUCUUUGUAUUAGUUAAUAUUAACCUGUAUGUAAGUGAGAAUGAUGGUAACUGAUGGAUUAUCUAUUUUGAUUAUUAC
Molecule: messenger RNA, 1927 nt
Organism: Heterobilharzia americana
Lineage: Eukaryota; Metazoa; Platyhelminthes; Trematoda; Strigeidida; Schistosomatidae
Source: the annotation of a GenBank genome assembly